Molecule: messenger RNA, 498 nt
Organism: Opisthorchis viverrini
Lineage: Eukaryota; Metazoa; Platyhelminthes; Trematoda; Opisthorchiida; Opisthorchiidae
Exons: 5
Coding region: 1-498 (165 amino acids)
Biological process (GO): peroxisome fission; mitochondrial fission; mitochondrial fragmentation involved in apoptotic process
Cellular component (GO): peroxisomal membrane; mitochondrial outer membrane
Molecular function (GO): protein binding
Source: RefSeq, a predicted model, not a curated record
AUGGAGUUCCUUGAUUCUAAUCUUCCUGAGUCGUCCAUAAUGAAUUCCAGAAACUCUUUCCUGAAAGCUAAAGGUGCAGGACAGUUGACAGAAAAUCAUCAGUUUUCUUAUGCCUUGGAUCUUUUGCGUACUUCUUCAAAACAAAAUAUGAAAACAGCCAUCUUCCUUCUGGAAGAUUUGUUCAAGUCCACUAGGGACGAUGGAUUUCGUAGGGACUGUUUAUUUUACCUGGCUAUUGCACACACAAAACUCCCAGAUUAUGAACGUGCACUUGAAUGCUGUGAUAAUAUCCUGAAAGUGCAACCGCAGAACCAUCAAACACAACAGCUCAAGGAGGAAAUACACCGACGCGUGUCCUGGGAGGCGACGAUAUUUCGGAGGAAAGAGGUCAAACAUCGCGAGACGCGUUUCAUAGUACACGAAUUUGAGGCCGACAACCGUUUUCGUAGCAGCUCGUUGGACACGUUCAGUGAGGAUUACGUCUCGCGUCCUGAGUAG